AAGUUAGUUAUCACCGACUUCGUUUGAGAUACGUAUGUUUUUAUUGUGUGUACGCGCGUUUAACCCUAUCAAUUUUUUGAAUAGACAAUAAAUUAUCAGUAUUGUGACGAAUGUUUGUACAAGGAUCUAUUGUUUGUUAUAUUGAAUGCAAUAUAAAAGAAAAGGAUUUGACAGGAUAUAUCUCGGUCGGAAUGAACAUUUUUUUGUGUUUUUGAUUGAAUUAAAGAUUUUUUUUGUGAAUUAAUGAUCAUUAUCCGCGGAAAGUUUUGUUAAUUUACUUUAAUACCGGAGUGAAGUUCUAUUUGAUUUUCGAGAGAAAUAAAUCUACAGUGCUCGUUCAACAUAAAAAUUGACAAAUUUGAUUUCGUUUCGUCAAACAAAACGAUAAAAAAAAAACAACAAAAUUUCCUCAAUCCUCAACAAUAUGUAACAUGAAUGGUACAAAAUCUGACAUAAAGAAACCAUUGACACUCUAAUUAUUCCUUUUCAAAAUUACAUAAAAAAAGAGAAAUAAAUAUAGAAGAAAAAACCAUUCACUUCUCUUUUGUAUUCUACCGCCUAUUGUCCUGAUAUAUUGUUUGUGUGUUAUACCAUAUAUUUGUUUGAAAUAGGAAAAAGCAUACACAUUGUGCAAGAUAACAUAAAAAUAAAUCAAAUUGAGUGAAUACGAUCGAAAAAUGUUGACCGACAUGACACCGUCGGCAGGCCAAUUUUAUGGCUCGCAGAUACCGAUGGGAAUGAAUAUCACAAACAUUACGAGUCAUAUACAGAAACCUACUGUUAGUGCUACAUUACAGGAUCAUCCUGGACUUCGUGGAACCCCAUUGGCAAUGCUGGCUGCACAAUGUAACAAAUUAUCAAACAAAUCCCCACCCCCAUUAGCAGACGCAGCCGUCGGCAAGGGUUUUCAUCCGUGGAAGAAGAGUCCGACACUCGGGCAACAUUCUCCCACAAUUCCAAUCUCAAAUACCGGAACAGCGAUAACACAACGAAGCUUAGCAUCAAGUUCAUCGUCGAUGGGAAAUCUGACGACAAGUCGUCCGAUAACGUCAUCAUGUUCAGCUGGAACAACCCCAUCGUACGGAAACGAUCUCUAUUUUCCUGGUGCGACUACGUCGCCAGCAAUAGCUGAUAAUCCGCACAUGCAUCAGGGUUUACUCGGAAAGGUUGAAAGUUCGGCAUUAGGUUCAGUGUAUUCCAGACAUCACUAUGAUUGGCCAUUCAAUGCAGUCUCUGCUGCCACUCAUAAAACAGAAGGCGUCAAUUCCGGUUGGUGGGAUAUGCACAGUGCAGCUGGCAGUUGGUUGGACAUGGGUGGUGCUGGAAUGCACGCAACAAUGGCAAAUUAUGCAACUAGUUCCGACUACUCAACACUGACACACUCAUUGUCGAACACAGCUCACUUAUUAGGAUCAGGUCAACAUCUGCUACAAGACACAUACAAAAUGUUACCCGGUCAAGGUGUCGGAGGAUUUAGCCUUCCACACACUGGCAAUACGGCACCGUCAACACCUCAAGCACCAUCGCCACGGUCGCAACGAAGAUAUUCGGGUCGCGCAACGUGUGACUGUCCGAAUUGCCAGGAAGCUGAACGGCUCGGGCCAGCUGGAGUACAUUUGCGGAAAAAGAACAUUCACAGUUGUCAUAUUCCCGGAUGCGGUAAAGUGUACGGCAAGACCAGUCAUUUGAAGGCACAUUUGAGAUGGCAUACCGGCGAACGGCCCUUUGUUUGCAAUUGGCUAUUUUGUGGCAAACGGUUCACCCGAUCGGACGAAUUACAACGACAUUUAAGAACGCAUACCGGUGAGAAACGAUUCGCAUGUCCUGUGUGUAAUAAGCGAUUUAUGCGCAGCGAUCACUUGGCCAAACACGUUAAAACGCAUAGCGGUACCGGAUCGAAGAAGGGUUCAUCGGAAUCGUGCAGCGAUUCGGAGGAAACUAAUCAAAACGAUAAUAUGCAACAGCACCAACAAGGUGCCAAUCAGCAACAGCAACAACAACAGCAGCAGCAGCAGCAACAGCAACAACAACAACAGCACAUGACCAUUUCACAUCAAAUUCAUUCGCCCGCUAUGCAUGUACAUACACCGAGUCCCGGUCUCGAUCACGUUGGACAGAUGGACGUGAAACCGGGACUAGUUUGAGGAACACUGGGGCAUGUUUACUUUAACUAGUGGCAUGUUCCCUACUUAAAUUAGCUACUUUUGACGCAAGACGUCAGCACGUUAGUUAACUAGACAUUUUAUGUAAUGCUUUUGGCUUUCUUUUCGUUGUUUUUGUUCUUUUGACUCCCUCUAUCGACGGACAACGUUUUCAGACCACUUUUUAGAACGAAACAAGAAUUUCGACCGUUCAUUUCUCAACUUUACACAAAUGAAAACGAAAUCUAAUUAAAAACAAAAAACAAAAAAAAUAAAUGAAAUUAACGAAACAAUGGUACAAAUGAUGAACACGAUCGAUGUUAUUGAUACAUUUAUAACUUGCGGUUUUCUAUUAUUCAUUUUAUUUUAUUAUUUUUUUACAAUUUAUUUAUUACAACUAUCAAAUGGAUGGUGUAUUUUACCACAAUAAAUGCAACUGAAAUCGCGAUGUUAAUAUGGUUAUUUGCGUGAUGCUAUAUGACUUUUUAAUUUGUGCUUGUAAAUAAAUUGUUAAUUAUAAUAAUUAAUUAAUUAAUGUUCGUUUGAUUAAGAAUUCGUGUUUCUCUAUGGUAGACAAACAGCAUUUUAAAGACAUGUAAUUAUUACAAUAAAAAUGAGUGAGAAGUUUUAACAACAACAACAAAACAUUUUCAAUAAAAAACCCAAACAUAAAAAUGAAUUUGAAACAGAAGCCAUGGCAAAUUAGAAAUUUAUUAUCGAGACGACCAUAAAAAUUCAAAUAAAAUAAAAUGCAAAAAAAACUAAUCAACUGAAUCUCCCCCGCAUUUUCAGACAAUGUUAUUAUUUAGCUCAACAAAUCAAAUGCUUUUUUAGGACAGUAAACUUAUCCAUCCAAACAAACAUGGAACUAAAAAGUAACAGACAUUCCACACUGGACGAUUUGAAUGCAAAAAAAAUGGAAUGGUCAUUUCAAUGACUAUUGAUAUCAAUUUGUCCGUUUGGACAUUUUUUCUAUAUAAAAUUUCCUCACUAGCCAUCCCACAUCAUUCCAAAAACAUUUCUAAUUUUUGGAAUUGACAGCCAAUUAUUGGCUUAUCUCAAACGACUCAUUCAGGAUUGGGCUUUGAUAAAUAAAUUUAGUUCGGAGACAAAAUGGUUUAUUUCCAUUGAAUCUUCAAUUAACACAAAAAAAAACGUGAAAUUUGAGCUAAUUGGAUCUCAUGCUACAAAAAAUUACUCUAAGUCGACGUAAAAUACUACUUUCACAUCUAAGGUGUUACUGCUAUUCCUCUCCGUAUCGAUUUAUCUCAUUUCGUAUGCUAUUUCGAAUGGCAAAUGAGAGAAAACAGAGAAACCAAGAAGAACAUCUUAGAGGUGAAAAGUGGGAUUUUUGACGUGUGAAAAACGGGAGUUGUCGAGAUUUUAUGCAAUCCAAGCAUCAAGUACUGGAAGACGACCCUUAUCAACCCUUAUUCAUGAUGUGUAAACGAUAAUCUCCUAUAAAUGGCAAGGGUACGAUUAAAUCUCUUUCCUCUAUUGUUGGUUGAAUCUACGGGUGUUGAAUACAAAACCUUUUAUUUGACACGUUUAUGCUAAUUCUGUUAAUACGAGAACACUACCCUGGAGUACAUCGUUAAUUUUUUAUAACAUUAAUGACUAGACGUUUCUGAAAUCUUUGCUCUUUAACUUUGAUCUUUGAUGGAACAUAUUAAGCGAUGACUUAGCCAUUUCUGAAUGAAAGAUUUGUUAAAUCUAAAUAAAAUGUUCCGGUGAUGUUCUGAUACAAUUUAAAUAUUUAAAUUUUGCAUUUAGAUUGAAAGGUCAUUGUUUGUUCAAUGUUACUUUUUAGUUCAAUUUUUCGUUGUACUAAAAUUGACUAAGUUUACUGGAUUACUAAUAUAUAUAUAUAUAUAUGUAUGUGGAAGAAAAA
Molecule: messenger RNA, 4032 nt
Organism: Bradysia coprophila
Lineage: Eukaryota; Metazoa; Arthropoda; Insecta; Diptera; Sciaridae
Gene: Sp1
Product: transcription factor Sp8
Biological process (GO): regulation of transcription by RNA polymerase II
Molecular function (GO): RNA polymerase II cis-regulatory region sequence-specific DNA binding; DNA-binding transcription factor activity, RNA polymerase II-specific
Source: RefSeq, a predicted model, not a curated record